AUGCCCGAGUCGCCUUUCUACCAUGAACAGUACGACUCCUGGCCUUGCACCAUUGAGAUGUCCUUUGCCUUCUGCAGACGGUAUCCGUCCCUUUUUGCCUUGGGCUCACAGUCUUCCUCUGUGAUGGGACCCCACCUUAGGAGCUCUCUGUCCUCCUCUUUGGGCCAUAGGACCCUAGGGGACAGUCUGGGUAGCGUGGCCGAGGGUCGGCUGAAUAGAGUCGGCGAGUCUGAGUCCGAGGACGAUGGGUCCAUGACCGGUCCUCCUGCUGCAGCUGCUAGCGGCUCGGAUGGCCUCCGUCGGCAUCAAGCAUGA
Molecule: messenger RNA, 315 nt
Organism: Perkinsus marinus ATCC 50983
Lineage: Eukaryota; Perkinsozoa; Perkinsida; Perkinsidae
Exons: 2
Coding region: 1-315 (104 amino acids)
Source: RefSeq, a predicted model, not a curated record